GAAGAGGCCGCCUGUCUGGGGACCCAGCUCUUUGCCCCUUACUCCCUGCUCUCCUGAGAGCCACCAUUGAGGCCCCAACCCCUCCCUUCCUGCCCACAGAGGCCUCUGCUCCCCACCCCACUUCCCAGCAGAAGGGCUGGAGCCAGACUCCGAGAUAAGGGGCUUGUUUUCCAAGGGCCCGGAACUGAGUGCAGAUUGUGGGUCAAGGCCAGAGGGGCACUGGGGUGGGGGAGGGCACGAUGAGCCUUUCCUUUAGACGGGGGUCCUUGCGGCCACUGAUCCCACGGGGACUUGAGAUUUCUGCCCCUUCAGGAUGCCUGCGCUAGGCUUGGGGGAGAGGGGGAGAGCCCCGGGGAAGUUGCCCCGACCGUGGAUAUAGCUGCCUCUCCACCCCUGCUCGAUUCUCCCGCCAGGCUGGCCUUCCUUUGAGACCUACCCCAAGCCUUUGCCUCGAGUUCUCCCUUUGUCCGGUUAGCGACCUGCUCCGUCUUCAAAAGUCAGCCCAGUCACUGCUUCCUCCGGGAAGCCCACCCUGCUGCCUCAGCCAGGCCUGCUGCAGCACCCCCCCUGCCCCGCCCCGUGAUGCUGACAUCCCCCCUCUUCCCAGUGCUCCUCUCUUGGGCAGCAUCCUGUCCCCACCCUGAGGACCCGAGCUCCGAAGGCAGCCUGGCCUUACUCUCCCUCACCCCCAGACCCAAUUUGGAGCAGGCACAUGGCAGACCUCUGAUGAAGGCGUCGGUGUCCUCUUUGAUCAGGGGUGCCCUGACCAGAGCCGUGGGUGCCUCUUCCGGUGAACUUGGGCCCCUCGGGACCGACUUCCUCCCAUGGGGGACACACAUCUGUGGCCACACUCCAGGAAGGGGAGCAGCCGAGUGGGGCUGGGCACUCAGAGGGAGGCCGGUCCUUCCGUGUGAGGAAGGGUCAUGCUGCAGAAGGUCCAGUCUGGGCUGAGUCACCGUGCGCCCCACAGCAGCACCACCAAGCCCCAGGGCCCUGGGCUGUGGCCAGUAACAAUGAUAAUAGCAGCAGCAGUAAGAAGUAAGCAUUCACACAUAGCACUUACCCACAGCCAGGCACCAGGGUCAGCACUGAACACAGUAGGUCAGGGACUCCCCAAAGCAGCCCAUUCUGCAGUGGAGGAGACUGAGGCACGGGGAGGCCGAAAGGCUUGUCCAAAGCCGCACAGCUGGUAAGUGAGGACUGAGUCGGUCGGUCCCCUUCACUAUUACCCUGCACUGUACCUCAGUUGGAGGUAGCCCACCCCUCCAGGGCAGGGGGUAUGGAGGAGGGGGCUCCCUGCGCACCCCUCUAAUUCUGCCUCCCAUUAUACCCCAUGAAGUGGGACGCUCAGACCGCUUGUGCCAUCCUCGUAUCCCUCUGCCUGGCAUUUAGGCCAUGCCUGACACGCAGGAGGUCCUCAAAAAAAUCCAUAUCGAAAAAAGCAGACGGCGGGAUGCUAGUUUUUAGGGGCGACGGAAAGUAGUGGUUCAGAACGGGACCCUGGGGACUCCGGGGACAGCCGGCCGGGCCGCCUCCGCCACAUGUGACUGUAGGCAUUAGCUGGUGCACGGCUCAGUUUCCCCGUCUGUGACUCCCUCUCCCCCAGGCCCAUCUCGCGCCGUGUCCACCCCGCGAAGCCCGAACUACAACUCCCAGCGUGCCUCGGCACCGUCCUGCCCGAGCCUGCGCUAGUGCCCGCCGGGACGGAGUCCGAACUACAACUUCCAGCAUGCCGCGGGCGCUCCCGCAGGCCCUGGUCAACGGCCGAGGUCGAGGUCGGGGAAGCCGUGCCGACCCUCGCCGCUCCGGGUAGCGCUCGCUCGGGAGGGUCGGGGUGGGGUCGGGAGCUGCCCCCGCCAUGCUUCGUGGACUGGCUCGGGCCGCGGUCCAGCGGCAGGGGGCCCUCCGGACGCGGGGGUCUGGGGGCGGGGCGGGGGUCCCGGUGCACGUGGUGGACCUGCGCAGCGACACGGUGACCAAGCCCGGGCCGGCCAUGAGGCGCGCCAUGGCCGAGGCGGUCGUGGGGGACGACGACUACGGCGAGGACCCCACCGUCCGCGAGCUGCAGGAAAAGGCAGCCACGCUGCUGGGGGUGGAUCGGACCUUGUUCGUGCCCACCAACACCAUGGCCAACCUUAUCUCUGUGAUGUGUCACUGCCAGCGCAGGGGCUCCCAGCUCCUCCUCGGGCAGGAGAGCCACCUCCACGUCUAUGAGCAGGGCGGGGUGGCUCAGAUUGCUGGGGUGCACUCCCACCCCCUCCCAGACCUGCCCCAUGGGACCCUGGACCUGCUUGAGCUGGAGAGGAUGGUCACACGGGGCCUCGGGAGCCCCUACCACCCGGUCUGUGAGCUCAUCUGCCUGGAAAAUACCCACAGCAGCUCAGGGGGCCGGGUUCUCCCCAUCGACUACCUACGCCAGGUGCGCCUCCUGGCCCAGAGCUGCGGGGUCCGGGUCCACCUGGACGGGGCCCGGCUGAUGAACGCUGCGGUGGCUCUGCACGUGCCCCCCGCCCGCAUCGUGGAGCAUUGUGACUCUGUGUCUCUCUGUUUCUCCAAGGGCCUGGGCGCACCGGUGGGAGCCCUGGUUGGGGGGCCCAAGGACUUCAUCGAAGGAGCCUGGCGCCUCCGGAAAGCCCUGGGCGGGGGGAUGCGCCAGGCGGGGGUGCUGGCCGCAGCUGCCCUGGUUGGACUGGCAGACGUGGAGGAGGUGCUGCUGAGGGACCACCAGAACGCUCGGAGAUUUGCCCAAGGGCUCCAGGAGCUGGCGUCCCCUAUCUGCUCCGUGGAUCUCGCCGCCGUGGAGACGAACAUGGUGAUGGUGACAGCGGACGGGCUGCCGCCCCAGGAGCUCUGCCGGCGUCUGCAGGCCGUGAGCGCUGACGAGGUGGCGCAGACCGGCCGCGCGGUGCGCGUGCUGCUGUUCCCCUGGACCGGGCGGUCAGUGCGCGCCGUGUGGCACCGCGACGUCUCCGCACGGGACACCGAGCUGGCGCUGAGGAAGUGGGGGUUCGUGCUGAAGCAGCUGGGGGCCCUGAGGACGGGGUGACCGGCCCCUGGGCCCCAGCCGGGCUCCAGGCGGGGAGUGGCAGUGUCCCGAGGGAGCAGGUGGCAGGAGAGGCAGUAAAAGGACACCCCGUUUCCCCCUUGUCUCCUUGGACCCCUGGACUUCCCACGCCCGGGGCGAAACCUUCCUCUGGCACUCAUUCAGCAAGCCCGGAGCGCCUCCUGUGUCGGGAACGGGGACAGGGACGGGGCGCCACGGAUGCCGAUAGGAGGGACCCCAUUCCAGCCCCCCACCAGAGCCCAGGAAGCAGCCAGGGCAGGGCCUCUGCUCCCCGCGCACAGAAGAGGAAGCGGCCCCGAGCCAUCUGCUCAGAGUCACGCAGCAAAUGAGCGUGUCCUGUGCUCGUACUCGGGGAUCCAGGGGGGAAAGGUGAUAGGAAAAUCAGAAAGGGACAGCCGGGCGCUGGAUGGCAAAGAGCAGUAACUCCCAUGUCGGGGGGCUGGGCUUUAGCCUGUAUUCAUCUCUAUGCAUUUUCCUUUUUUAAAAAUAAAACUUCUGGGGCGCCUGGGUGCCUCAGUCGGUUGAGCAUCA
Panthera uncia (snow leopard) is the source of this 3595-nucleotide messenger RNA. RefSeq lists its product as uncharacterized. NCBI's taxonomy places the organism in Eukaryota, Metazoa, Chordata, Mammalia, Carnivora, Felidae. The record is from RefSeq and is a predicted model, not a curated record. Gene Ontology annotation, biological process: glycine biosynthetic process; L-threonine catabolic process. Gene Ontology annotation, molecular function: L-allo-threonine aldolase activity. Gene Ontology annotation, cellular component: cytosol. The coding region runs from base 1859 to 3046 and encodes 395 amino acids. The transcript is spliced from 7 exons.